This is a messenger RNA of Setaria italica (foxtail millet), 2208 nucleotides long. Its product is annotated as leucine-rich repeat extensin-like protein 7. Gene Ontology annotation, molecular function: protein binding. The record is from RefSeq and is a predicted model, not a curated record. Lineage: Eukaryota; Viridiplantae; Streptophyta; Magnoliopsida; Poales; Poaceae.
GCUGCAGUCGUGGAAGCGGACGGCAUCUUCUCCGACCCCUUCAACUUCACCGCCAACUGGGUGGGCCCCAACGUCUUCUACAACGGCGUCUUCUGCGCGCCCCACCCGUCCGGCGGCGGGCUCGCCGUGGCCGGGAUCGACCUCAACCACGCCGACAUCGCGGGGUACAUCCCGGAGGACCUCCCCCGGGGCCUCCCCGACCUCGCGCUGCUCCACCUCAACUCCAACCGCUUCUGCGGCGUGCUCCCGGACACCUUCCUCCACCUCCGCCUCCUCCACGAGCUCGACCUCAGCAACAACCGCCUCGUGGGGCCCUUCCCGGAGGUGGUCCUCACGCUGCCGUCGCUCAGGUACCUCGACCUCAGGUUCAACGAGUUCGAGGGGCCCAUCCCGCCGGCGCUCUUCGACCGCCGGCUCGACGCCAUCUUCAUCAACAACAACCGCCUCACGCGCCCCAUCCCGGCCAACCUGGGGAACUCGCCGGCGUCGGUGGUCGUGCUCGCGCACAACAGGCUCGGCGGAUGCAUCCCGCCGUCGAUUGGGAGGAUGGCCGCCACGCUCAACGAGAUCGUGCUCAUCGACGACGAGCUCAGCGGAUGCAUCCCGCCGCAGGUCGGGCUGCUCAGCCAGGUCACCGUGUUCGACGUCAGCGGCAACCACCUCCAGGGCCCGCUCCCCGGGAGCGUCGCCGGGAUGAGUGCCCUCCAGCAGCUCAACGUCGCGGGCAACCUCCUCCGGGGGCCCAUUCCGCCCGCGGUCUGCGGCCUGCAGAGGAGCCUCAGGAACUUCACCUACGAGGACAACUUCUUCACCUCGCGCCCCGGGUGCCCGGCGGCCACGGCGGACGGGAGGUGGAACUGCAUCCCUGGGGCUCCAGCGCAGCGCCCGCCGGCGCAGUGCGCCGCCGCGGGCGUCCCGUUCGACUGCAGCACGGCGCAAUGCCAGGCACCGCCGGCGUCCAGCCCGCCUGGUGGUGGUGACAUUGGGUCUCCCCCUGGCUCGGGCUCCGGCAGUCCUCCGCAGACAUUGCCGCCGCCAGGCUCCAACACGCCGUCAUACCCAUCGCCUCCAGGGAGCUCCACGUCGCCGCCAGGUAGCUCCACUUCCCCGCCAGGGGGCUCCACCACGCCGUCGUACCCGUCUCCACCAGGGGGCUCUUCGACGACGCCACCCGGCGGCGGCGGCAGCCCCAACCCGUCAAUGCCGCCUUCAUCCGGGCCAUCCCAUGGUGGCUCGCCUCCGUCAUCCGGCUACCAGCCGCCAUCGUCCGGGUGGUCACCCUCAGGUCAACCCGUGGUAGCACCACCCACUGAGCACCCCGGCGGCGUCUGGCCGCCGCACUCGCCGUCGGCUCCAGGCACGCCAGGGUCGACAUUCCCGCCGACGACCCCUGGCGCGCCAGGAUCGCCAUCGACUCCGACGACUCCGGGCACGCCAGGAUCGACAUACCCGCCGACGACUCCCGGCGCACCAGGAUCGCCGUCAUCCCCGACAACUCCAGGAGGCACACCAGGAUCAAGUACCCCCGGCACACCAGGGUCGCCAUCGACGCCGACGACGCCAGGCUACCACCCACCAUCCCCAGGAACACCGUCUUCUCCAGGCUCUUGGUCGCCGCCACCCCAUGGCGGCGACCACGGCGGUGACCAUGGGAACCAGCACUCCCCACCAUCCACACCCGGCGGCGGGGGCAGCGGCGGUUUUCCAUUCCCGCCCGUCCACGGCGUUUCCUACUCUUCCCCUCCGCCACCGUCCGACCCGGGGAAGCUGCCAUUCCCGUUCCCGCCCGUCCACGGCGUGUCCUACUCGUCCCCGCCGCCGCCUCUGCUCCCUCCCGUCCACGUCUACGGCGUGUCCUACGCGUCCCCACCGCCGCCAACGACGCCGUACAAGAACAACAACUAGCCGUAGCAGCCGAGCCGAGCAGCCGGCCGGCCGGGCGCCACCUCCGCGCCCGGGCGGUCAGCGCACCUCGCCGGAGACAGAGUCGUCGACGUCAUCGGUACAUCUUGCACUGUAGCUGUUCCUUUCUUUCCCCAUUUCUUCGUCUUCCUCCUGCCGUUCUUUUUUUUACUGUAGCUUAAAGUUUCUCUCCUUUGAGGUUUGUUCGAUCGGAUUGGAUUCAGAGGCUCUGCGGAUUCUUUGUUCGUUCUCUACUAGUUCGUUACUACUAAAGUACUAGCACUUUACUCCAUGAUCAUCAGUUCA